This is a messenger RNA of Camelina sativa (false flax), 1066 nucleotides long. NCBI's taxonomy places the organism in Eukaryota, Viridiplantae, Streptophyta, Magnoliopsida, Brassicales, Brassicaceae. The record is from RefSeq and is a predicted model, not a curated record.
AAAACAAAACCGCGUUACAUUAAUUAAAAUCUUUGAUUUGAAUUAAAUCACACAAUUAUCUCUUUUCUAUAUAUAUAUAUAUAUUAACCUCUUCAUCUUCAUCUUCACUAAACCGAACCAUUGGUAUUCUGAGAUUCUCUCUCUGGCAAAUCGUCGAACACUUAUGGGGUCCAAACAACCAUACCUAAACGGCGCCUACUACGGCCCAUCGAUUCCUCCACCUCCACCACCCAAAUCUCACCGCCGUUCAUACGACUCGCCAGGAAUCGGAUGCUGUUGCUUCAGCUGCAUCGGAAGCUGCAUCGGAAGCUGUCUACGCUGCUGUUGUUCAUGUAUCCUAAGCCUGAUCUGCAACAUCCUCAUAGCUGUAAGCGUAAUCCUCGGACUCGCCGCUCUUAUCCUCUGGCUCAUCUUCCGUCCAAACGCCGUCAAAUUCUACGUCUCCGACGCUAACCUGAACCAAUUCAGCCUCGAUCCAAACAACAAUCUACAUUACAAUCUCGAUCUCAAUUUCACAAUCCGUAACCCUAACCAACGAGUCGGGGUUUACUACGAUGAGAUCUCGAUUUCUGGAUACUACGGAGACCAGAGGUUUGGAUCUGUGAACGCGUCGUCGUUUUAUCAGGGGCAUAAGAACACGACGGUGAUCGGAGCUAAAAUGGAAGGACAGAAUCUGGUGGUGCUUGGAGACGGAGCGAGGUCGGAUCUGAAGGAAGAUGAGAAAUCUGGGAUUUAUCGGAUUGGUGCUAAGUUGAGGCUUAGUGUUAGGUUUAAGUUUUGGUUUGUUAAAUCGUGGAAGCUUAAACCGAAGAUGAAGUGUGAUGAUCUUAAGAUUCCUCUUCUUGGUGGUUCCUCUAACUCGACCGGAGGGUUUAAGUUUCAGCCAGUGCAGUGUGAGCUUGACUUGUCUUAGUCAAACUCUCCUAGUUUUAUGAUUUCUUUAUUGGAUUUAUAGUUUUUGGCAUUAGAAUUAUUGUGUUUUCUUUGAUUAAUUCAUAUGGAUAUUGGAUUUAUGUUGGAGUUGGAACUUCGAAGAUAUAUAUAUUCCAUAUGGCUUUAACUUUUA